This is a messenger RNA of Lasiodiplodia theobromae, 4953 nucleotides long. Its product is annotated as Glyoxalase bleomycin resistance dioxygenase protein. Bases 1 to 4953 code for a protein of 1650 amino acids. The record is from RefSeq and is a predicted model, not a curated record. The transcript has 14 exons. NCBI's taxonomy places the organism in Eukaryota, Fungi, Ascomycota, Dothideomycetes, Botryosphaeriales, Botryosphaeriaceae. Gene Ontology annotation, molecular function: zinc ion binding.
AUGGACCGCUCUGAUGAGUACACGGCUGAGUCGCCGGCAGACGUCGCAGACCUUUGGGAAAGGGCCAUCCGCGAGUAUGUCAAGGACACGGAGAGAGACAUCACCCGGGUCCGCCACAUGUCGACCAAGGAAAUCCUCGAAGAGCAGAAGCACGCCCUGGACAGGUUCAAGAACUUUCGUCACGAUGGCCAGACCACCGACAAACUCCGUUCGUUGGUUAGCAAGAACUCGGAGUUGAUCAUGUCUGCCGCGAAGCAAAUCUCUAGUGCUGCAAGCGCAGCCUUUCCAGCUGCCGGGACCAUUCUGACUGCUUUCACUUGGGUUAUGGAUGCUUCUAACAACGUGUCUAAAGACUACGAUGUCAUCUACACCUUUUUCGACAUCCAGCACUCCUUCCUCGAGCGCAUUUCCAUCAUCGAGAAAAAGGUCCCCAAUAUCGAAAUCUAUCAGACGAUAAUGAUGCGGGUAUUCACUUCUAUCCUCGACCUCUGCAGGAUUGCAACCAAAUACCAGAAAGAGGGGCGGUUCAUCAAAUGGUCGAAAGCGCUCAUUAAAGGCUCUGAUGAUAAGCUUCAAGGCGCCCUGGGCGGCCUCAAGACAAACAUUCAGAGACUGGAGUCAGCAACCAUGUUCGCCACGCUCAGACAGACGAUCGAGACACACCAAGCAGUUACCGAAAAUGUUACUAUGACGCGCCAGGUACUCGCAAAUCAGCAGGAGCAAUCUGUCAUCCUCAAGGAGAGCGCCAUGGUGGGGCAGCAGACACUGGAGGUCAGUCAGCAGAAUUCUCGUGAGAUGCAGAAGAUGUCUGGCAUGAUUUUCAGACUCGCCUCCAUGUCUGAAAACAGCCAAGAGCAAGGAAAGGGCGAAAAAGGCCGAAAACUAAAAGACGCCGGUGCGAGGCGCUCGGCAGCUCUGGUCCAGGGUUCGUUCAAGUGGCUCAGAGAAAACGAGGAGUACAACACGUUUGCUGUUGGUGAGAACGAGCCUUUUCUCUGGGUCACAAGUGACCGUGGACUGGGAAAGUCAAGUUUGGCGUACUUUGCCAUCAACGAACUCAAGGAACGCCGUCACAUCUGCCAGACGAAUGUUGCGUACUUUUUCUUCAAGGAAGAGCAUAAGGAAAUGCGGUCAACAGUCGACCUCUUGAAAACAGUUGCGGCUCAGCUGGCAGAGGCCGACCACAAAUACCGAGAUGAAGUCGCAAAAGAGCUGAAGAAGAAUGCCGAAAAGCUCAAAGAAGGCGAUGGCUCCCUUCUGUGGGAGAAGCUCUUUGCCUCGAGAUUUCCGCACGAGUCUUCGACGCGACUGUUCCUUGUCAUCGACGGUCUUGAUGAAGCCAACGCAGCAGACCGCGAGAAGUUUUUGAACCUCCUCGCACAAGUGAAAAAGGAUAAUCUGCAGAUUCGGGCUCUGAUCACGAGCCGGCCUGGAACGGAGGGUGUGGAGGUCUUGCAGCCGGCAACUCUUCCCAUCACCAUUGAACAUUUGAGAAAGGAUCUUCGGCAGAUUAUCAAGGCGAGGAUAAAGUCUCAAUCACGGCUCAGAAGGCUUCGACUUCCCGUGAAGAAGCGGAUCGUCAUCAAGCUUUUACAGAAAGCGGAUAGCGUACUAUAUGCUGAGCACGUUUUGCGGAGACUCAACUCGCUCCGUCGGGAAGCGGCAAUCUUGAAAGAGCUCGAUAAGCUGCCAGACAGUUUAUCUGACCUGUACAACGUGCUACUCGCCGAAUGCCAAAAGGGCCGAAGUGCUGAAGAUCUCGCCUCUUUGAAACGACUGUUCGCCUGGCUUGCUUACUCGAAGCGCCCGCUCACGUAUGGAGAAGCUUCAAACCUUGUCUCCUUCGUCAAUGACGAUACGAAAUUGAGCUUGGAGGAGGAGAUUGAAGGAAAAUCCGCCAGGCUCCUCCGGCUUGCUCAGAUCACAUCCGAGGAUGAGGAAUCUUCCGACGACAGCGAUGGGGAGGGCUCCGAAACAGCCGACGAGGCCAUUGAAAACCAUGACGAUACCGACCCCAAUACCUGGGUUCCUCUACGUUUUCAGGAACGGUCCCUGCGCCAGUACUUCCGUGAAGCCAUUGUCGAUGAGAAGGGCCUGCGCAGUUCCCCCUCAUCUGCUCACCUCAUCAUUUUCAGAACCAUCGCCACGAUUCUCACGACGGACGUUGAGGAAGAUGCCACGAUUAGGAUGUUGAAGAAUUACGCCGCCGAUUUCUGGAUACCCCACUUCCUGGAUAUUCAAGUGGAGAAAGCGAGCGAUGAAGAUGCAAAAGCCGUCAUUGAGAGUCUUUCCGACAUUGUGACAAACAAGGGUAGGGCUCUUGAGAAGGUCGAAGAAAACGCAAGUGCUAUUGGCAUCUUUGGCGAGUCAACGGACCUACGUGAAAACAUGUUCACUUCAGUCAAGCAGUGGGUUGACAGGGCGUCAAAGCUUCCUUCUGGCUUUCUGAAUCCAGACAGCUCGGAGUUGAUCUCCACACUGUCUGAAGACCCCGCCAAGCUCAUGGAGGGCAUAGCACGAAAGCACGUCUUCAAUUGGUUCAAUUAUGCCACUUACCGAUGGGAGGCCUGGAAGUCUUUCAACUUUGCACUUGAAGCUCUGAAGCUGACAAACAUCUUGAAGGAUGAGCUGAAGGAUGUCGAUCUGGAAAAGUCCAGCUACGCACACAGAGGAAUCGGUCUUGUCAUGAAGGCCUACGACCACUGGGAAUCUGCUCUCGAGCAAUGCAAGAAUGUGUCCGACGCGGCCAUGCAACUAGCUUACACAGAAGAGAAUGAAGGGAAAAAAGCCGAAUACAUCCGAGAAAUCAAGGAGACGGUCACUACGAUGGCAAAGGAGUUCUCCCAGCUCGUCCCUCAGAACGAAGAGAAAGACACAAAGAUCUACAUGGCACAGAGUUUCUUCUCACUUUCCGAAGCCGCGGUACUCGAAGGUGAUGUGGAGACAGCCAUCAGCAUCUUCAACGACCAAGCAAAGGCCCUUAUUCCCGACGACUUCCUACCCAACGACAUUAUAGCAAAGAUAAUGGUCAAGCUGAUCGAACAACAGCGGGACGACAAGUUACUCGAGUUCUUUGCCAGCUUCAGGGAGAAAGACAAGCUUGUGUGGCUUGUAGAGGAAGGGACCCAUGGUGACUUCCACCAUGCCGUUGUCAAGGCUGGCAAGCGGGAGCUGGUCACGGAGACUUACGAGCGUUUGAUCAAGAUGUCGAUGUUGAACUGGAACACUGAUUUUGGCCUCAGGUACUGGCUUGCGAGCUACUACGUGACGGUUGAAGGAAAUUUGGGAAGGGCCAAGGAGUUGCUGGUCCAGCUUCUGGAAGGUAGCCAGAAGGGUGAGAAUAUCGUGGAAAACAUCAUCCUCGAAAGUAGAGCUCUCUUGGCUGAAGUCUUCACGGAACAAUUCCGCUGCACGGCUGAUGCGGAGGUAAAGGCCAGCAUCCUCGACGAGACGAUGAGGUUGGCCUUUCCGACGGGUUACAUUCGCAUUGAGGACUUCGACCCUGCCAUGUCCAACACUGCGCUCCCAGCUGCGUUGAUGUUGCGGAAGAUGGGCCCUCUACGCGACUUUCAGUCGACACUCAACAAGUCCUUUGAUGCUUGUAUUGCUGGCCUCACUGACAACGAAGGUUCGAAUGACUUCAUCAGCGUUCGCUUCUUCGCCAAAGUCUUGGCCUGCCUUCCGGGCCUUGAGAGGGAUGCUCAGAUCGCGUCUGCCUCGCAGUUCUACUUUCUCAAUCCGGAAUUCAAACCAAAAGAGGAUGACAGCGAAUCCGAAUCAACGGCUGACGAUGAGCAAAAACUACAAACAAAUGGGGAGGCCGCGGAUGGGACUGCCGAUCCCGAUGCUUCCGCCGCUGAUGCCACUUCGGGGCAAGAUCGCUCGGCCGAAGGUGCUGCUCCGAACGACGAGACUACGGGGCAGUCAUCUGCAGAAGACGGAAACGCACCGUACGGAGAUAUAGAUCCCGAAUGGGUUGUUUCCUGCAACGGUUGCAGCAGGAAUAUCUGCAAUCCCGGCGAAGGGCCAAUCUACACUUGCAUAAUCUGCGCAGAUACAGAUCUGUGCGCGGAUUGCUACAAUAAGCGCGUGGGCUGGAACAAGGGCGAGCCCGUCACCGACUGGCAAACUUAUUGCGGGAAGGACCAUCAUUACGUGAAGAGCCCGCCGGAUGACUGGAAAGGCAUAAAAGAUGGGGUGAUUGAGAUUGGAGGGGAGAAGAUAGAGUUUUCGCAGUGGAUCAAGGAUGUGCAGCACAGGUGGAAGGCUGCAUGGGAUGAUUUUUGGGCGAAACAUGAGGGCGUUACGGACAUCAUCUGUUUCUUUGAAACGGGAACCAUGAACAUGGCAGACACAAAGGGAAGCGGAAAGCCGACGAAAGUCACCUCGCCCAUCAAGCUCGCCCAUGUUGUCCUUCGGACGCGGCCUGAGACGUUCGCCAGCAUGGUGAGCUUCUACAAGACUUUUCUGGGCGCCGAGUCGUCGCACGAGAAUGAAUUCAUAUCCUUCCUCACGUACGACGAUGAGCAUCAUCGCAUUGCCAUUGUUGCAAUCCCGGACAUCGGUCCCAAAGACGCCAAGACGUCCGGGUUGGAGCACAUUGCCUUCACCUUCGCCACGGUUCGAGAUCUCCUGACUUCCUACAGCCAGCGGAAGGAGCUGGGAAUCGCGCCGGUAUGGUGUGUCAACCACGGGCCGACGCUCAGCAUCUACUACCGGGACCCGGACGGCAACCACAUAGAGACGCAGGUGGAUGUCUUUGACAAUGCAGAGGAUGCUUCGGCCUACAUGACCAGCGCCGACUUUUCAAAUAAUCCUAUCGGGGUGGAUUUUGAUCCCGAGGAUGUCAUCAAGAAGCUCGAGCAGGGCGUGUCUACUGAGGAAAUCUUGAAGAGGCCAAACAUUGGCCCAAGGGAUCUCACUGACGUGCCUUUGGUUGUGGAGUCCCACUGA